Molecule: messenger RNA, 7323 nt
Organism: Manis pentadactyla (Chinese pangolin)
Lineage: Eukaryota; Metazoa; Chordata; Mammalia; Pholidota; Manidae
Gene: ATXN7
Product: ataxin 7
Exons: 12
Coding region: 1645-4260 (871 amino acids)
Source: RefSeq, a predicted model, not a curated record
UUGGGGGCAAUUUCAUAGCAUCCAAAAUCUGAUGACUUCUCUGGAUACUUUUGGAGUAUACAGCUGGAGUGUCCUGAUAGGAAACUGAAAAAUAGCUUAACCUAGUGAAAUCAGAUGAAGCAGAGUCUAAUCUCUACCUCUAGUCUACUCUGAAGGAGUCACCGUCAGUGAGGUGAAUGGUUAUCGAACAUAGCAUCUUUACUGGCUGUCUCUAUCCUGGUAAUUUGUAACCCCUUUUGAGUGAUUUUGCAUAGCCUUAAAAUGUUUAGGAUGCAAAGAAAUGAAUUUUGGCUUAGGAUGGACAUGUUAAGCAAGAUAGUGACUUUUAUUGGAAAUAAGGCAGAAAAGGAACACUAAAGUAGAAAUUAGAAAAAAAUUUAAAAAACAGAGUGGAAGGCAUUAGAAAUCAUGGGAAGAAAACAUCUGCCUUAAAAAGAUGUAGGAAUGGUUACUGAAUGAUUACAUUACUGGAUGUGAGUGAAUACAACUGAAACUUUUUAAAAAGGAGAGGGGAAUGAUAUACAGGAGUAAUUUAAAAGCCAGUGAAGAUAAUUAGGAGUGAAUGUUCAAAACAUGGCAUAGAGUUUCAGUGACUGACUCUGAGAGAUGCAUUUUUAGUAUCUCAAACCAUAGGAAUAUUUGGCUUACCAUCUUAGAGUAUAUAAAGAUAAAUAAAAGUUGAGCAAAGCAGCAUUCCUACCACCUGACCUUGGUGUAUAGCCAGUGAGGAUUAUAGGAAGAGAAGUGUAUUACUAGUGAAUUUUCCAUAUGAGAUCAGUCUGCCAUGUUCUUUAAGCUUUGACAGCAUCUGCUCCACAGCUAUGUCAUUGCCCAUAUAUGCUGUUUUUUUCUCCUUUGCAUGUCAAACUUGAAAAUCAGUUUAAUGUCUAACUGGUUUGUCAGCCUCCAAUCCCUUGAUUCCUUAACUCAAUGCUCCCCCCAAAUUAAUUAGAAUAGUAGCCACAUUUUACUCAAAAUAUAUAUGUACACAUAUGCACAAAAAUAUGUAGAUAAUGGAAUGCAUAGUUUCCUGGUGCUUUUUAGGAAGCUAGCUUAAUUCAGUUUUUGUUUCCUAUUUAUAGUAUUAUGAAUUGCUUUUAUAAACUGCUGAAUGGUAAAGGGCAGAGUGAGCUCUCUAAAUAAUCAUUUCAUUCAAAGAGUGUGUGUGUGUUUUAAAUCUGUGAUUCUGACAGUAUUCAUAGGCGCAGACUUUCUGAAUAGCCAUUUUAAAAAUUGAGUGAAAAUUCAUUAGUGGCAAAUUACACACAGUGAUUUUAAGCCCCAGGAGGCUGGCUCUAUGUACAUACUGAAUAGCCAUUUGUUCUUAGUUUAUUGUAAAUAUAGUCAAUUAGGUUUAUUGUAAAAAAAAAAAACAAUUGCAUUUAUUGUACAAUUGGUAAAGUGCCUUGAAUUUUAAUUUUGGCAUUUCAAAGCACAUUUAAUAAUUUUGGAACAUCUGGCAAUAAAUGAGAUUGCAGAUUUCUGAUUGGCUUUAUCCAUUUUUUCCUUACUUUGUCCCUUUUUCUCUUUUUGUAGGUCUGAACAGAAGUGAGAAGAAAGCUUCCACAAUCACAGCAGAUGAAGAUCCACUGGUAAAUCAAACAGGAUUUUUGGCCUGCCCGCCAAAGAAAAGGAGCGGAAAGAAUGUCGGAGCGGGCCGCGGAUGACGUCAGGGGGGAGCCGCGCCGAGCGGCGGCGGGCGGAGCAGCGGCCGCGGCCGCCCGGCAGCAGCAAGCUUCGCAGCCCCAGCGGCAGCCGCCGCCGCGGCGCCAACGGCCGGAGGACGGCGGCCCGGGCGCCGCCUCCACCUCGGCCGCUGCCGCCGCCAUGGCGACUGUCGGGGAGCGCAGGCCCCUGCCCAGUCCAGAGGCGAUGCUGGGACAGUCGUGGAAUCUGUGGGUCGAGGCUUCGAAACUUCCUGGGAAGGACGGGACGGAAUUGGACGAAAGUUUCAAGGAGUUUGGGAAAAACCGUGAAGUCAUGGGGCUCUGUCGCGAAGACAUGCCAAUAUUUGGUCUCUGUCCGGCCCAUGAUGAUUUCUACUUGGUGGUGUGUAACGACUGUAAUCAGGUUGUCAAACCGCAGGCAUUUCAAUCACAUUAUGAAAGAAGACACAGCUCAUCCAGCAAGCCUUCUUUGGCCGUUCCUCCCACUUCAGUAUUUUCCUUCUUCCCUUCUCUGUCCAAAAGCAGAGGAGGCAGCGGGAGUGCAAGCAGCCGGUCUUCCAGUGGAGGUGUUCUAAGCACAUCCUCAUUAAGUUCCAAGUUGUUGAAAUCGCCCAAAGAGAAACUGCCGCUGAGGGGGAACCCCAGGCCCAUGCAGUCCUUUCAGCCAAGUCGAGUCCCCCCUGGCAGAAUCAUGACGCCCUCUGUCAAAGUGGAAAAGAUUCAUCCGAAAAUGGAUGGUGCACUACUGAAAUGUGCAGUGGGGCCCACCUGUCCUGCUACUGUGAGUUCCUCAGUCAAGCCUGGCCUUAACUGCCCCUCAAUACCAAAGCCAACCUUGCCUUCACCUGGACAGAUUCUGAAUGGCAAAGGGCUUCCUGCACCACCUACUCUGGAAAAGAAGUCUGAAGAUAAUUCCAAUAACAGGAAAUUUUUAAAUAAGAGAUUAUCAGAAAGAGAGUUUGAUCCUGAUAUACAUUGUGGGGUCAUUGAUCUCGACACCAAGAAGCCCUGUACCCGGUCUUUGACAUGCAAGACACAUUCCUUAACCCAGCGGAGAGCUGUCCAGGGCAGAAGAAAACGAUUUGAUGUUUUAUUAGCCGAGCACAAAAACAAAACCAGGGAAAAGGAAUUGAUUCGCCAUCCGGACUCUCAGCAACCAACACAGCCUCUCAGGGACCCGCAUCCCACCCCUCCUAGAACUUCACAGGAGCCACACCAAAACUCUCACGGAGUGAUUCCUUCCGAAUCAAAGCCUUUCAUAGCUAGUAAACCUAAACCUCACACCCCCAGUCUUCCAAGGCCUCCAGGCUGCCCUGCUCAGCAAGGUGGGAGUACCCCCAUGGACCCUUCUCCAGUCCAUGAAUCUCCACACCCUCCCCUGCCUGCUACUGAGCCAGCUUCUCGGUUAUCCAGUGAGGAGGGAGAAGGCGAUGACAAAGAAGAGUCUGUUGAAAAACUGGACUGUCACUAUUCAGGUCACCAUCCCCAGCCAGCAUCUUUUUGCACAUUUGGGAGCCGGCAGAUUGGGAGAGGCUAUUACGUGUUUGACUCCAGGUGGAACCGGCUUCGCUGCGCCCUCAGCCUCAUGGUGGAGAAGCAUCUGAAUGCGCAGCUGUGGAAGAAAAUCCCACCAGUGCCCAGCACCACGUCGCCCGUCUCCACACGCGUUCCUCACCGGACAAACUCGGUGCUGCCAUCACAGUGCGGGGUCAGCUAUCUGGCAGCAGCCACCGUGUCUACAUCCCCUGUCCUGCUCUCGUCCACCUGCAUCUGCCCAAAUAGCAAAUCGGUACCAGCUCAUGGAACCACACUAAAUGCACAGCCUGCCGCCUCUGGGGCAGUGGAUCCUGUGUGCAGUAUGCAAUGCAGACAAGUGUCCUCCUCCUCGUCCCCUUCCACGCCCUCUGGCCUCUCCUCAGUGCCCAGCUCCCCCAUGCCCAGGAAACCUCAGAAGUUGAAGUCCAGCAAGUCUUUAAGGCCCAAGGAGUCUUCUGGUAGCAGCAGUAACUGUCACAGUGCCAGUAGCACUAGUACCAGCGGCUCAGGAAAGAAACGCAAGAACAGCUCCCCGCUGCUCCCCCGCCCCUCCUCCUCGUCUUCUCAUUCCAUGGAGUCUUUCAGGAAAAACUGUGUGGCUCCCUCGGGGCCUCCCUACCCCUCAGCAGUAGCGGCUUCCCAUGGCAUUGGCCUCAACUGUGUGGCAAAUAAGACGAACUCGGUGAGUGUCCGGCACGACCAGGCAGGGAGGGGCCCCCCCGGAGGGAGCCCCGCGGAGUCCAUCAAGAGGAUGAGCGUGAUGGUGAACAGCGGUGACUCCACGCUCUCGCUGGGCCCGUUCAUCCACCAGGCCGGCGAGCUGCCCAUCAACUCCCACGGCGGCUACUCGCACGCACACACUCCGCUGGACAAACUCAUAGGGAAGAAGAGGAAGUGCUCGCCCGGCUCGGGCAGCGUCGGCAGCGGCACCAGACCCACCAAGGUGCCCCGAUCGCCCGCCGUGAACAACGUGCACGUGAGGCACACGGUCAGCAGUCCCGGGGCCCCAGCACUGGUGACCAGCUCCCUCCUCCAUCAGCCAAAGGCGCGUCCCUGACAGCUGACAAUAGCCCCGGGGAGGAAUAAUCUGGAUGCUUUUGAGGACAAGUUACACCUCCACUCAGCGCUCUGGACUCCACGAUGCCUUUGAGUCUGUUUCCCAACCUCCUGCGGGCCUCAAGGCUGGAAAUCUGCUGGGCUCUUGUUGUACCGAGGAUUUCCCUGAAGCUCUAUCUGUAGCAGUGAGUACUCCUAAAGGACACUGGAUCAAGUUGAGCCACCGAAUUGCUUUUCUCAGUGUUAUAGUGGUCUGGACUGCUUGCUCCCAAUCUGUGUGAAGUUUUUGUUUUGUUUUUUAACUUGCAGUAUAUCAUGGAGCCACUGUUUGAGUAGAUUGGCCGGGCGAGAGAGCGUGUUGGGAAGAGCAUCACUGUAGACGUUUCUCCCUGCCCCGCCCCCCACCCCAGCUCUGUUGUACACUGUCUUCUGUAGGUCACUGUCCAGCAGUUAGGGACCUUAACUGGAGGCACCUUCCAGAGGAGGGCACGGCUGCACCCAGAGCAGCCCUCCGGAGAAGGCGCCGGUCGUUAGGCCCUGAGCGCAGCGUUCCGGGAAUGGAAGUGGUUGUUAGCAAAGGCACCGUGACAAAUAGCCUGUAUCUUUGCCCAGCCUUUUUUGCAAGUAGUUUGGGAUAAGAAGCUGUCAGAAGUUUCUAAGUUACAAACUGGUUUGAAGUCAUUGAUGCCCAGAAAGCAAGUGUACACUGUUUUAGAGGCUUACUUUCCAUGGUACAAAAGCAAUUCUGUGUGUUUAAGACAAGGAAAUACAAAUGCAACCAGUUUUGAUAAGGGAAAGACAAAUUUUGGUUGUAGGUGGGUGGGGUGGGGUGGGGUGGAUGAUAUAGGGGAAAAUUUUUUUCUAAGAUUUCCAAAGAGAUGAAAAGUCCCAUGUUAAACGGUGUGGCAGAUGGGGUCGGUUGUCCUGCCCAGUCUCCUGCUUUCAAAAAAUUACCUUUGAAAAGUGAAAUGGUGAGGAUGCAGCGAAACUCAUUCACAAAGUCACUGCUGUGCUGAAGUGUGCCCCGGCACUCUGCGUCACUUGCCAUGUCCUUGGACACCCUCCCGGGACUCUCUAAAUUCCUGCUUUGAGCAGCGCCCCCAGUGUGUGUGUCUGCGCUCCUGCCCUGCUGGUAAUUUGGAUGCCCUGGGGGUGGGGAGCAGGUACCCAGGGAGGGAAGUUGGCCAAGGUGCGCCGUGCAGAGAUGCCAGGACACAUGCAGUGUGUCCCCAACACGCCCUACUGCCUGGCGGUUGGUGCCAGCCGUCCUCCAGGAGAGAGCCUCGGAGCCCCCCCAGGGGCUCCACCCCAAACGAAAGAGCUUACUGUGUGAAAGCGUCGGAGAAGGUGUCACUGAAUUUGGGGGAUGAGCUGGGGGCUUUUUAACAAGCGAUUCCACCUCUGCAGCCCGACAGGAGCACCAGGCGCUUCCGCUCCGUGAACACACAGUUGCAGCGCGCAGGGUACAUUCCCCGGGCUCUGAGCAUUACCCUGGGCAGGGCCCGGACAGAGCCCAUCAGUGCAUCCUUUUUUUCCUUACAAUUCUUGGGUUACAAACUUCAGUUUCAGGGAACUUCAAGUCAGCAACAGGUAGAAUGAAUAAAUUCUUGGUUACCAGCCUAAUAAUGUGAAUUGCUACAGAAUUAUUAUUAAGAAGACAAAAACUUUAUGCAGAUGCUUUAGCUAUAAAUUGAUGUAAAAUACUGAUUUUUUUUAAAGGAACGGGGGAGAACAGUAUAUACUAUUCACUUAUUAUGCAAUCAAUCAGUAAAUGUUUUUAAAAUACUAUAUGAGAGCUUAGUAAGGAGAGAGCGUGGAUGGGCAGUUGGAGGUUGUUAGGAGAGACGGGUCUGGUUGUUCCGUCCCAGCGGAGGGCUGGAAAGGACGUAGGAGGGACUCAGAACAGACUUAGCUGAUUCCUUGGUGACAAGUGCAAUGGGGAAUGGGAAGAAUUUAUUCUCAGAGCCAAGGGGACUUGAUGGUUAUAAAUGAAGUUGCUUCUAGUGAUGGAAUUUAUAGACAGAUCAUGUCGUUCCAAAAGAUGUGAAUAGGAUCCAUGAUAGCAAGUUUUUUCAGAAUAAUGUAGAUACUUAGAUAAGUGAGUGUUGAUCAUUUGAUUUCUUAGACUGGGGUUUUAAUUGAAUUUCAUUAUGUCUCCCGGUAGUGCACAGAGCAUCGGGAUUAGGAAAUUAGCCAUUUUGGAUUCUGCCUGCCACAAACAGACCUAUUCUAAACAGUGCUAUUUAAAUUUUAGACUGUUGUUCAAAUAUUUUAUUUUCUCCAACAACUACUUUUUAUUGUGAACAAUUAAGACCAUUUAAAACAUGGGGAGUACAAGUAUUUUUUGAAUUCACUUGGAAAAACCAAAUUUGCAGUGGUUGGGUUGUUUCUAGAUAGACUUUGGUAUCAAUUUAAAACCAAGAUAAUUUUUAUAUUCUUUCCACUAGAAUUUCAUGACAACUCCUGCAGUUUUCUUAACCUACAAAAAAAAAAAAGAAAAAAAAUGCUGCAAUGAUGAACAAAGAAUUAUACAAAACCUACUUUUGUAUCUUUAUUUUGGAAUUUCUUGUUCUAUUAUAAAUAUGGAAGUAUCCCUAUUUCAGAAGACAUAUUUUGUUAAAAAUGAAUUGUACAUAUUUAAAUAUGUAUUUUUGCACAGGUCUUUUUUUCUGAUAUCCUGUUUUGGUACAAUUGAGAUCAUCUAGUAUUUAUUUAUUAAUUAAUGAAAGUAAAUACCUUUUUAUAAUUUGAAGUGGUUCACUGCCAAGCCAAUAGUUCUAGAACCUGCCUCCUUUACAGUUUAAGGGACGCCUCUGUUCUGUGAAAGUCUCUUUGUCCCUUUUAAUGUCUUGGGAGUGGAUUCAUACAGACACGGUGGCUCUGCUUCCCGUGGUCGCCUGAUCUCCUGAUGGACUACAUGUAACUAAGUGACACACUGCUUUUCUUUGGUUUGUGUUUUAUGUGCGCGUGUGUAUGUCUGCGCCUGAGUGUGUGUGCACACUGUGCACACGUGUGUGUUAGUAUGUGAUGUGGUUUAAAACUAAUGGAAAAAAAACUGAAAGUG